Messenger RNA from Trypanosoma brucei brucei TREU927, 429 nucleotides. RefSeq lists its product as hypothetical. The transcript has a single exon. Bases 1 to 429 code for a protein of 142 amino acids. The record is from RefSeq and is a predicted model, not a curated record. NCBI's taxonomy places the organism in Eukaryota, Euglenozoa, Kinetoplastea, Trypanosomatida, Trypanosomatidae.
AUGUUAUGGAGAAAUAUCUCUCGAUGCCUGCUUCCCCAAGCGAAGUACACUUCCUUCACAGUCCAGUCAACAUACACCCUUUCCCUCGGGAAACGCUCUGCACCCUGGGGGGAGGAGAAGAGAAUGCCGACACUGCUCAUUGAUGCACCGAAACCAGAGGCGCUGUCAUGUGGAACAGGACAACCCGCCCAGCGUGGACGUCGAAAGCCGUUAGUAUGGAAGCGAAGACACCCAUGGUUUGACAGGCAGUGGUCCUUGGAUCUGAAGCGUGUGAAGAAGGGACCCUCAACUCCCCAAUUCCCAGAAGGUGUGCCCUUCACGCAAAUAAGGUCGUUUCAAUCCUUUGCGGGGAGAUCAUGGAAAAUUAAUGCCGGCCGCCGGAGGAAGAUCCGGCUUUCACUUAAGCGGGGACGUCGGAAGCUGUUGUGA